CACUUGUUAGUGCCCUCCUAUUCUUUUCGAGAUCUGGUGUUUAACAAAAAAAAAAUCAAAACUGGGAUUUUUCCAGGGAAAAAAAAUGGUAUAGUGGGAUUUCUCGGUUCCUGAGAAAAUCUCAUCCAAAAGUAUUUGCCGGGGUGUUUUUCCUAUGCACCCUGCAGUUACAUGGUUCUCUUUGAAUAUAUUUUUUUUCCCAAAUUUUGCAUGUUUCGGUUCGAUCAAGAAGACAAUAAAUACCAAUGUAUUGAUAUAUUUUGAUGUUUUAAUAACUUGAAAAUUUUUCUUUUUUCUUGAAAUCUUUAAAACUGUAGAAGCAAAUUCCAAUUCAGCUGCUUCAUUUUCAUGCACAAGAAAGGACUCUUGAGAAAGGGUUUCAAAGGUCCAGCCAAAACUUCAAAACCGUCUCUCAAAAUCCCCCAAAAUCUUACUUAUUUUUUAUGUUUGUCAGAGUUGCCUUGAACCUUGUUCAAUCAAUUACUCUGUAACUCCCCACAGCAAUUUUUUUGAGGUAUUAUUUUAGUUCUCACCACCCAUUUGUCAAUCCAUACUUUUUUUUUCAUCUUCUCGGUUUUACUCUAAAUCACCCCUCUUGCUCUUUCACUUCCUCACACUUCACUUCAUAGCUCUCUGUUUCUUCAAGUCCUCUGUUUCCAUGUUGCAGUUUUCUUUGAGGGAGAUGGCAAAGUUUUUGAGUGUUUUCUCAGUGAGGAACUUGCUGGUAUUGUCACUGGCUCUGAAUGUGAGCUUAGUUUUGAGGGUCUUGGUCUCACAUGAUUCCCAAAAUGGGAGCUUUAAUGGUUUCUUUAUUGAGAAGCAGAAUGGACCUCAAGAAGAGGCGCAUGCCAGCAAGGGAGCGCGUCUCUCUUCCUCUGUUUCCUCGUCCUCCUCUUCUCCUCUUACGACGGCUCAAGGUGACCAAGAUAGAGUUAUCAAUCUUGAUCAUGGGGAUCCGACUAUGUACGAAAACUAUUGGCAAAAGAAGGGGGAUGAGACCACCAUUGUUAUUCCUGGAUGGCAGUUCAUGAGCUACUUUUCGGAUCCCAGAAGCUUGUGCUGGUUCUUAGAGCCUGAAUUUGCGAAGCAAGUUGUCCGAUUGCAUAAGGUUGUGGGCAAUGCAGUUACUGAGAAUCGGCACAUUGUUGUUGGAACGGGUUCAACGCAAAUAUUCCAAGCUGCCCUGUAUGCACUGUCCCCCAGGACCGAGGCAGAACCCAUUAGUGUGGUUUCAGCAGCCCCUUACUAUUCUUCCUACCCUCUGAUUACUGACUGCCUCAAGUCCGGGCUUUACAAAUGGGCCGGUGAUGCCCGGAGCUUUAGCAAAAAUGGCCCUUACAUAGAACUUGUUACCUCCCCCAACAAUCCUGAUGGCUUCGUUAGGCACUCUGUUGUAAACAGGAGUGAGGGGAUAUUGAUACAUGAUCUUGCCUAUUACUGGCCACAAUACACGCCAAUAUCCUCUCCGGCCAACUAUGACCUGAUGCUAUUCACUGUCUCAAAGAGCACCGGUCACGCUGGGAUGCGCAUCGGGUGGGCUCUUGUAAAAGAUGAAGACGUUGCAAAAAGAAUGACAAAAUACAUAGAGCUCAACACCAUUGGCGUCUCAAAGGAUUCACAGCUCAGAGCAGCCACAAUUUUAAAGGUUAUCUCUAACAGCUGUGAAAGAUCAGAUGGAGAAGGUGAUUCCUUCUUCGAGUUCAGCUACCACCUUAUGGCCAAGAGGUGGAAGCAAUUGAGAGAGGCAGUGCAUCAGAGUGGCCUAUUUAGUGUGCCUGACUUUCCCCCCCAGUUCUGCAACUUUCUCAAUAGGGUCUUCGAGCCUCAACCUGCUUUCGCAUGGGUGAAGUGCGAAGGAGAGAUUGAAGACUGCGAAAGCUUCCUUCGAGGCAAGAAGAUCUUGACGAGGGGUGGCAAGCACUUUGGGGUUAGCCCUAAGUAUGUCCGGAUAAGUAUGUUGGAUCGAGACAAAAAUUAUGACACCUUUGUAGAAAGGAUGUCUAUGAUCCAAUCAUGACAUCCGAGACACCUCUGUUAGAAGAACAGGGGGGCAGAGGAAGUCAGCAAUUUUUUUGUAAAUUGGCCAACAAGUUCAAAAGGAGCUUAUUUUUCCAAUUGUUCUAUUCGAUAAAGCUAUCAAUUUCUUUGUGUGCUCUAUGAAGUUAAUCAUAUGGAGGCCCGAAUGGGCAUAACCUUCUCAAUGCUGCCAUGAAUGCUUGUAUGUAAGAAUGGCCGACAGAUGCAUCCAAUCGAUUUAAACCUGUGUAGGUAUCCCAAGGAACAUGAACUUAGGCCUGAAUGCUUAUCCCCAUUUACUUUAAACAGAUUUCCACUCUUUUGAAGGAAAUGGUUGCCUAAAAUUGAAUUAUUCAUUGA
Messenger RNA from Theobroma umbraticum, 2376 nucleotides. RefSeq names its product tryptophan aminotransferase related 2 (gene TAR2). The record is from RefSeq and is a predicted model, not a curated record. Lineage: Eukaryota; Viridiplantae; Streptophyta; Magnoliopsida; Malvales; Malvaceae. Gene Ontology annotation, molecular function: carbon-sulfur lyase activity; transaminase activity. Gene Ontology annotation, biological process: amino acid metabolic process.